Messenger RNA from Eriocheir sinensis (Chinese mitten crab), 1941 nucleotides. RefSeq names its product oplophorus-luciferin 2-monooxygenase non-catalytic subunit-like. The coding region runs from base 57 to 1199 and encodes 380 amino acids. Gene Ontology annotation, molecular function: protein binding. Lineage: Eukaryota; Metazoa; Arthropoda; Malacostraca; Decapoda; Varunidae. The transcript has 3 exons. The record is from RefSeq and is a predicted model, not a curated record.
CCACAGCACGGCAGUCACUGGCUGGCGGCAGUUCACUCCGCAGCAUCUCGAGCAAGAUGGCGCUGUGUCGUGUGCUGGCUGUGUUGAUGGCGGUAGUGGCUCUGGGCUUCGCUGACCAACCCCGAACACGCGAAAACCCUGUCACGCCGGGCUGGCCCUGCCCCAUCGACACUGAGAUCAGUCCUUGCGUGUGUUCCCAGGACGAACUCUACAACCUGUACAUGGACUGCUCCUUGGCCAAGAGUGACGAGCAGCUGGAGAGAAUAUUUACCUCCGUCUUUCCCUUCCCAGACUUCUAUGAACUCAGAAUAAUUCACGACCGAGACGACAUAGACAACGUGAUCGACGAAAUCAAUCCAAACACUUUCGCGGAACUCACGUUUGAGCGAGUCAUCAUCACGGGGACGAGACUCACGGAGAUCAUCGACGAGGCCUUCGCCGACUCACACGCAACACUCAAUUACCUCGACCUGUCCAGCAACUACCUGCACACCUUUCCCUUCGAGUCCCUGCCGCUGUACGUGCAGCUCAACACCUUCAUCAUCGACGACAACCAGUUCCCCGAGCUGUACAAUCUCGAGUCGCAGUCCCUCCAGGUGUUCAGCGCCAACAAAAACCCCGGACUGCUGAUGAACAGCGACCACCACUUUUCUGGGGUGCCUAACCUCCGCGAGCUGUACCUCUCGGAGAUCGGUCUCAAGGAGCUCACAACGGGCCUCUUCAGCAACAUGACGCAGCUCCAAGUGGUUGACUUUUCGAGGAACUACCUGACGGAGCUCGAGGCGGGCUCCAUCGCGGUGUCAACGAAUACAAUAAAGAAAAUCAACUUUGACCUUAACGAUAUCUUCUUCGUCAGGCACGACGCCCUUGUGGGCUUUGCGGAAGAUGGAUCGCUGAGCAUGGCGUCGAACCAGAUAGUGGAAUUGCCGGAGGAACACUGGAAACAUAUCUUUGAGCAGCUAAAGAGCCGCGAGUCUAUUGAUCUGAGAGGCAAUGCGCUGACCUGUGGCUGCGACAUCGACUGGCUCUUCAUGCAGUACGAUCAGGAAUAUCUCUGCCGCCUCACAGAUACCACACUCUGCUACGCCUCCACCCAGCAAGUCAUCUUCCUCGACGUUGACAUUUUCUGUGUCCAGUGCGCAGCCUCCUUUGGCGAUUGUCCGCCGCAAACUGACUGCAAAAACCCAGGGACAUUCUAGCGACCAUCCUCCUCUGUCAAGCAUGGAGUGCUGGGCGGCUCCCCUGAGAUGCCCAAGCGCAGUGAGGGUGCCAGCAAGAGAUGAACACUGGACGGUUUGCUAUCCCGUGGAUGUUUCGAGAGCUGAGGAUGCAACGUUACUGAGCUUCUGUUAGAAUUACAUGAUGAUGGCAGUCGCUUCCCUAGAAAUGGCAGCCCUUUUUUCUUCCCUCUUCUAUAUGUUCCUGCAUUUUCUUAAAUUGUGGAUUUGUUGUCACACGGCCGCGCUGCCCUGGCCUUGCCUCACGCCCUCCUCCCCUACGACGUGUGUCCUCCCAGCGCUAGUCAACAAGCAUCUACUUUCCGUUCCUCAUAAUGGUGAACUUUCGGAAACAAAACUGUCCACCAAAUCUUCUCCUUUCCUUCUUCCAUAUUUUCAGUUUAAAUAAUAUUAUGGUAUGUUCUUGAACGGAUGAAACUACAUUUAUAACUCUACUUUUAGUGUUGGUAGUUUGUACGGAACGUCAUUAACAAGUUCUUUUUGCAUUUUAUGGCUACAACUUUCCUUGCUUUUCCUAUAGUUCUCUUUCCUGUGACUUCAACGCUUUCUUUCAUCGCCUCUCUUUUAUAGCAUUUGUAGGAGCAGCAUUUUAAUUUUCUUUUCUUUAGUUCUUGAAUUGUCUCCCUCGUAGUAUACGCACACAACUACUCUGUAAAGUCGUGUAUUGCUUCAUCCUUUAGCACAAUAAAACUAAAGGAACCCA